Messenger RNA from Anneissia japonica, 1464 nucleotides. Its product is annotated as sterol-4-alpha-carboxylate 3-dehydrogenase, decarboxylating-like. The transcript has 7 exons. Lineage: Eukaryota; Metazoa; Echinodermata; Crinoidea; Comatulida; Comatulidae. Gene Ontology annotation, molecular function: 3-beta-hydroxy-Delta5-steroid dehydrogenase (NAD+) activity. The record is from RefSeq and is a predicted model, not a curated record. Gene Ontology annotation, biological process: steroid biosynthetic process. The coding region runs from base 1 to 870 and encodes 289 amino acids.
AUGGCCCAAUUAGAUCUGUUACCAGCGUUAGAAAGUGCAGAUGUUGUGUUUCACUGUGCCUCACCCUCUUCAGCGUGUAUCAACAAAGACCUGUUCUACAGAGUAAAUGUUGAAGGCACUAAGAAUGUUGUGGAGAUGUGCAAGAAAGUUGGUGUGAAGAGGCUUGUGUUAACCAGUUCAGCCAGUGUCUUGUUUGAAGGAAUUGAUCUUGAGGGCGCUACAGAAGAUACACCGUACGCGAGUAAACCUAUUGAUUAUUACACAGAAACAAAAAUACUGCAAGAGAGGAUUGUUCUGGAGGCCAGUGAUCCUGCUAAUGGUUUUCUAACCGUUGCUAUACGUCCCCACAGCCUGUUUGGACCACGUGAUCCACUAUUUAUUCCAACAAUUAUCAAAACUGCCAAGGAAGGCAAGCUCAAAUUUGCAAUAGGAAAUGGAAAGAAUCUGGUGGAUUUCACAUACAUUGAGAAUGCUGUUUAUGGUCAUAUCUUAGCUGCAAAGGCUUUGGAUAACAAUGCCAAAGUUAGCGGAAAGGUGUACCAUAUCACAAAUGACGAGCCUGUCGGUUUCUGGGAUUUUAUCUCGCAAAUUCUGCGUGGUUUAGAUUAUAAACCACCACAAUAUCACAUUCCAUACCUCUUCCUUUACUAUCUGGCAAUGCUGGUCCAGUUGAUAUGCUUCUUAUUAAAACCAGCAGUAGACAUCAAGCCUACGUUCACGCCAAUACGUAUAGCCUACGCCGGUACACAUCAUUACUACAGCUGCGAACGAGCGAAGAGAGAUUUAGGAUAUGCUCCGUUGGUUUCUAUGGAAGAGGGUAUCAAAAUUACUGUAGCUUAUUAUGAACAUCUUAGAAAUAAGAAAAGAUGACAAUUGUAACACAAAUAAAGCCCUGUUCAGACUAUCAAAUUUUAUUUGACAAAAACAUUUGACAUGCCUAAAUAUGGUCACGAUGACAUCACAUCAUGACUAUAUAUGGGCAUACAUAUAAAACUUGAUAGUGUCAACAGAGCUUCAUGUGUAUUUUUUAAAGACAUUAUAAACUUGAACAUUAAUUUAAUCGAAUUUUAUUAAAUUCCAAUUACAAAUAACUUUAUAGAUCCUCUAAUAGAUAUUUUAAUUAUUUUUUUAAUUGUUUUUUUUAAUAGUGAGAAAUUUCACUCUGUAUCACUGAUUCUGUUACAAUCUAUUGGAGUGAGCCCCGCAGUCACUCAACACCCCCGCCCCUCCCUGCCCCCUCCCCUCCUACUUCAGUGAGCAAAUAAAGCUGUAAGACAGGGAAUUAUCAUUGUAAAGGAUAAGACACUACUCAAUUCCUUAAAAAAAAACAUCCUUUAUAUUUAAUUAAAUAAACUACAAUAUAUUAGUAAAGUUCAAACUAAAUGAGUAUGAUUUCUAUAAGCAAAAAUAUUACAUCGAACAUGUGAUCUACUACUGAAUAAAAACGACUAGUAAAGUACAGUA